AAUCAUGUCCGGGUGAACAUACCAUGUCGGGAAGACGGCAAACUAAAAUGCAAACUAAAAUGCAACCAUUUAUAUUUAGAGAACGGCAUAUUUUGGACAAAAUGACGAUACCAACAGUUGCUAUCCGUAACUUAGUAAGUUAACAGUUAUGAUAUCCUGCAAGUGACUGAAUCUUAGCUUGUUUAAAGCUAUUUGAAAGUUGCCUUACAUGUUAGUUUGUUGAAGUAGCCUACAGAGAUACACCAGGAUACACCUUGCUACCUAGUGACAAUGAGUCUUCUAACUCGCACUACCGAGGGGUUCAGCUCCACUGAGUACUGGGAACGCUUCUUCAAGAAGAGAGGAGAGACGGCUUUUGACUGGUAUGGAGACAACAACAAACUCUGUGGCAUGCUGCUCAAAUACAUCAAACCUCGGGAUAAGAUCUUGGUGGUGGGCUGUGGUAACUCUGAGCUGAGUGAGCAUCUGUAUGAUGUCGGCUACAGACAUCUGACCAACAUUGACAUCAGUGAGACGGUGGUGAAUCACCUGACCUUCCAGAAGGUGGAUGCCACACAGACCCCCAAUGAGGACAGAAGCUACCAAGCUACGCUGGACAAGGGGACACUGGACGCCAUGGCCUCCCAGGAGGAGGGGGUUCUAGCUGGGAGGAUACUGGCUGAGCAGCCUCCACUCAGAAGAAGAGCAGAAGGAAAGCCCUCUGCCCCUCCCCCUGUGCCCUCACAGACACCAGGUGGCACCCUGGCGGUGGAUAAGGGCUUGGUCUGUUGUGCCCACCACAGGGUCAUGGUGGCUGGCCUUGCCAUACUAGGGGUGGGCUCCAACCACAACAAAGACGUCCUAGUGUCAGUGCUCCUGGUGGGGCUGGGUGGAGGAGGGCUGGAGCUGGACCCUGCAGUGCUGAACCUGAAGGUUGCAUGAGGAGAGGAGGAUGAGAAGAGGGGACCUUGUGAACAAGUAUCAUGAUCUCAUACUUUACUGUAUACAAAAUAAAAACAUGUACAGAUGUAGUUUAUUCUAACACUAUCAAUCAAGUAAAGAAUGUUUUAUUCUCAAA
Oncorhynchus nerka (sockeye salmon) is the source of this 1057-nucleotide messenger RNA. Its product is annotated as eEF1A lysine and N-terminal methyltransferase-like. The record is from RefSeq and is a predicted model, not a curated record. The transcript has 4 exons. NCBI's taxonomy places the organism in Eukaryota, Metazoa, Chordata, Actinopteri, Salmoniformes, Salmonidae. Bases 271 to 921 code for a protein of 216 amino acids.